CGGGCGUACAAUAAUUAUUUUUUGUCUACUUUAAACAUAGUUUCGAAACAUAUUCAUGUAAAACAAAAGUGUGUCAUUUAAAUAAAAUUAUGUUUUAGACAUUUUCCUGUACAGUCCAUCUGACGUAAGGCCGUCGUCAGUCGGUGACGCUGUGUCUCUUUGUUGGCUUAGCAGCGGCGACGUUUUGUUGUUAUUUUCGCUGCAGCUGAAAAAUAGGCUCGGAUAAUUUUGGUUUUCGUAUUGUUCCGCAAUCAACAUUUCACACACUGUAGACUUAGGUGUGCUUGUCACAAGUUGAUAACCACCCUAGGAAUGGACUCAGACGAGGGUUAUAACUAUGAAUACGACGACGAAGAGGAGGAAUGUAGCGAGGAUAGCGCCGAAGAGGAGCCCGAGGACGACACCCUGGAGCUCGGUGAGGUGGAGUUGGUCGAUCCUGUGGUGGCCGGUGGGGAGCGAGACGAGUGCGGCGAGACUGGUGGAGGUGGCCACGGCCCCGGCGAGGAGGAGGAGGAGGACUACCGCUUCGAGGUUUUGACUGCCGAGCAGAUCCUCCAGCAUAUGGUGGAGUGUAUCAGGGAGGUCAACGAGGUCAUCCAGAAUCCUGCUACAAUAACGCGCAUCCUUCUCAGUCACUUCAACUGGGAUAAAGAAAAGCUUAUGGAAAGGUAUUUUGAUGGUAAUCUGGAUAAGCUUUUCUCCGAGUGUCAUGUCAUUAACCCCAGUAAGAAGCCUCGGAUCCGUCCUCCAAUCAACACUAGAUCAUCGGUACAGGACAUGCCAUGUCAGAUCUGCUACCUGAAUUUCCCCAACUCUUAUUUUACAGGCCUGGAGUGUGGACACAAGUUCUGCAUGCAGUGCUGGGGAGAUUACCUGACCACCAAAAUCAUAGAAGAAGGAAUGGGACAGACCAUUUCUUGUCCUGCUCAUAGUUGUGACAUUUUGGUUGAUGACAACACAGUCAUGCGCCUCAUAACAGAUUCAAAAGUGAAGUUGAAGUACCAGCAUUUAAUUACGAAUAGUUUUGUAGAGUGCAAUCGACUGUUAAAGUGGUGCCCUGCACCAGACUGCCAUCAUGUUGUCAAAGUCCAGUACCCAGAUGCCAAGCCAGUGAGGUGCAAGUGUGGACGUCAGUUCUGCUUCAACUGUGGAGAGAAUUGGCAUGAUCCUGUCAAGUGUAAGUGGUUGAGAAAAUGGAUUAAGAAAUGUGAUGAUGACAGUGAAACUUCAAACUGGAUUGCAGCAAAUACUAAGGAGUGUCCAAAAUGCCAUGUCACCAUUGAGAAAGAUGGUGGCUGCAAUCACAUGGUUUGUCGGAACCAGAACUGCAAAGCUGAGUUCUGCUGGGUCUGCCUGGGUCCAUGGGAACCCCAUGGCUCAGCCUGGUACAACUGCAAUCGCUACAAUGAAGAUGAUGCGAAGGCAGCCAGAGAUGCUCAAGAGCGCUCCAGGGCAGCCUUGCAGAGGUACCUGUUCUACUGCAACCGCUACAUGAACCACAUGCAGAGCCUGCGCUUUGAGCACAAGCUCUAUGCUCAGGUCAAGCAGAAGAUGGAGGAGAUGCAGCAGCACAACAUGUCCUGGAUUGAGGUGCAGUUUCUGAAGAAGGCAGUGGAUGUGCUGUGCCAGUGCCGCUCCACACUCAUGUUCACUUACGUCUUUGCCUUCUACCUCAAGAAGAACAACCAGUCCAUUAUUUUUGAGAACAACCAGGCAGACCUGGAAAAUGCCACUGAGGUGCUGUCUGGAUACCUAGAGCGAGAUAUCUCCCAGGAUUCCUUGCAGGACAUCAAGCAGAAAGUACAAGACAAGUACAGAUACUGUGAGAGCAGGCGAAGAGUGCUGCUACAGCACGUGCAUGAAGGCUAUGAGAAGGACCUGUGGGAGUACAUUGAGGAUUGAGGACACGUCCCAAUGCAACGGACUCUUGAGUAUCUUGACAAACUAGAGCGCUGAUGCAAUUUAACAGGGCAGCACGGGCCUUCUGCCGCCUCUCCUUUGGCAAACCAACCACUUUUGCAUCAUUUUUCCUGGAUUUGUUUAACAAAAUCUUCAAAGUAAAUUAUAUUUAAAUAAAAGGUAGAAUAAUAAAAAGAAAGUGUACUACAGUAUUGUUAGCAACAGAGUGGAGUCUUGAGAAAGCAGAAAAUCCAUCUUAAACAAAUACAUCCUUUUGGCUUGUAUUGUAACACCUCCCCUGAACUAUCUUAUUUUCCAUUUUGUUUUAUUUGCUUGUGAAUCUUUUUCUGUUUUGAUUUUGACUUUUGUUUUCCCAUUAGUGUGAAAAUAUUUUCAACACAGCUUUAAUUGUCCUGGCCAUGUCUGCAAUAUGUGGUGAGAUCCUUGUCUGAGUGGCUGAAUGUUGUUAGGUUGAUUUGCAAAGGGGCAAAGACAUUUCAGGGGGGAAGAGAAGAAAAAAAAACGUCAAAAGAACAAAUUAGCAAGUCUGUAUUUUUCAAUUUGUAAAUAGUCCAUAUGCAUGGAAGUUAAAGAGCAAGAGUGGCACGUGUUUGCAUCAUUUUGAAAUUUUGAAAUAUUUAUUCUUUACCAAUAUCGAGAAAGGUGUUCUUUUGCCAUGUAGGUUGAGUCUGUCUAAGCUGUGUGCUGGCUUGGAUGUCUUUGGCAAUAAGACAUUCGUCCUAUCAUCCUCCGUCUCUUCAGAGCAGUGCACAACUUACACCAUAUCAAUAAUUCUAAAUGGGGAUUGGUAGAAAGAUCUUAUCUUAGUUGCCAAGUAAUCAGAUAAAGGACUCAGUUAAAGUGCAGUGCUGAGUUAGAAACCAAGAGCAGAAUACGUUUUACAGUUCAAAGGUAAGGUAGAAUGCAACUGCCUUGUGUCUCUAUUCUAACCUUUUGCCGUAUCCUCUUAGUUGUUUUUAGAGGUAUUUAACAUUUAAGAAUAUUACUAAUUAUUUGCAAGAGCCAAACUGAGUGACAUUCACUCUUUUUUCUUUUUUUCUCUUUCCCGACGUGGCUUGAGGUAGCCCUCUUAAAGCUCAGCCUGCACCUUGGGGAUUGAAUGAGGGUAAUAGAAUGUACUGACAGCACGGCUUUGUCGUGCUGCUAAUUGGGCUGGAUCACUGUCAAACAGGGUCAUGCAUUUGCAUCACUCUUGCAGGGAAUACUUGGGUGGCAUGUGGCUGAUAGUGGCCAUGCCUCCUUUAAGAGAUCUCUUGCCUUGCGGUGAGACUGAACAAAGCUUUAAACCAAGCUUCACAGGUGGACUUGUGUGAUCCUUAGGCAGAUGAGGAAUAUAGGGCAAACUUCUAAAGGUUGUAGGACUGUUUUAUAAUGGCGUUAUGCUUUUGCAUUAAAGACUGUAUUUUUCGCACAUGGGUUGAGGAUUUGACAUUGAAAUGUCAGUGCCCCUCGAGGUUUUGCAUUGUUCUGUGGUGGUUGCUCUGGUUGUCAAGCUCUGCUUGUAAAUGCUCGUUCAUGUCUCUGCAAUAUGGCAGUCUUAACAAGAUUGACUGACUGGAGGAAACAUGGAUAUACAGGCACUGAUGCAAGUCAGAAGAUGACACCAAAGUGUCAGCUUUCAUUAAAACACAUCCUUUAACCCAGUUUCAGAUCUUUGGGGAAUUCUCACCCAAAUGCUUAUGUGUUCAAACUUAUUAUUUCAUCCUAGCAAAUUAUAAACUGUAUUGUUUUAUUUGAAUAAAUGUCAUGAGAAAUCUCAUUUUUGGGAGUACUGUGUGAGUCAUUAGAGUAGGUUUGGUCACAAUCAUAUUAAUUACCCAAACAUCCAUGAUGCAUUUCUGCGCUAUGUAUUUUUGCGAUGUAGUGUACGACAGACCUUGGCAGAGCUGUGUCUUCCAGAAUUGCGUGGAAUUCAUUUGGUAACUUUCUUUGAAAAAUUGAUUAGUCAAAAAUGUUAGUUUUUUUUUUUUUUUGCACCACUUUUACUUGCAGAUUGUAUGAUGAUCAGGUGGUUGUUUGUAUGUCACGUUUUAUUCAUUUUGUCUCUCAAGUCACAAACCAAUGAUGACACAGGUUGAAUGGAUAGUAACAAAAGAUGGGCUACUUUCUCUAAGCUGUCUUGCAGUAACACACCAGUUGUAGCUGUGAUCAUUAGGCUAAUAUACUCCCCAGGGCUCACUCUGUUCUCAUUGUGUCUGCUAGUAGUUCAUGAACAUUUUGACUUAACGUUUGAAGUAACAGAAGCAGCUACUUGCAUUAAAUUGAGACAUCCAAAAACUUUUAAUACUUUUCUACAUAUCUUUUCUUUAUGCUAUCAAAGUUGUUUUAUUUCCUAUUAGUGUAAAAAUGUGGGAAAAAUUAGUUGUCUGUUUUGGAGAAAAUAUUAAAGUGCAAAAUGUUGCAAACUU
Molecule: messenger RNA, 4328 nt
Organism: Cottoperca gobio
Lineage: Eukaryota; Metazoa; Chordata; Actinopteri; Perciformes; Bovichtidae
Gene: arih1
Product: ariadne ubiquitin-conjugating enzyme E2 binding protein homolog 1 (Drosophila)
Exons: 14
Coding region: 313-1902 (529 amino acids)
Biological process (GO): protein ubiquitination
Molecular function (GO): ubiquitin-protein transferase activity; zinc ion binding
Source: RefSeq, a predicted model, not a curated record